GAGAGGAAACAAAAAAGUGCGAUGUUGACUUUCCAAUUGAUAAUAUUUCUUUUCUUGUCCUGUUUUCUCCAUAUUGAAGGAUACCUGUUUUUCAUCAAAAGCUCUGGAUAUGAUAGCGCUUGCAUUACAAAUGAAACAGAUAUUGGGACCAUUGCGUUUGUCAAGGAUCCAGCGUUGUAUAAAGUUGAUCCAAGAGAUGCGCUCCCAUUUAAGGAUUUGAAACUAGACUCCAUCCCGUCAUUAAAUCUAUACAAUUGCGACUUAGCUGCUGGUUUUCCAAACAACUGUACAAAUUGGAAUACAGAGGACUUUGAUGUAUUGCCUAAUUUUAAUCCAGACUUGGAUGACGAAUUUGAUCCAGUAUCUGAUAUCAGAUGGCACAGAUUUCGUAAUGUUGUGACAGAUCAUCAAUUCCGUCCUGAACCAUUUUUUGUUAGAGAUCCAUUAACUCAAACCAAAGUGAGAUUUCACACGUCGGUUCUUGCAAAGGAUAGCGCUCAGUUCCAUUUUUCUCCAAGAAGUGCUUUCGAUCGUGGCUAUCUCAUGGCUGUAGAUGGAUGGUCUGAUAUAAGAACAUCCAAAUUUAGAUACUGCUCUAGCAUACCAAAAAACGACCCUGUUUCGGGCUGCACCGAGAUAAAGAGCGUUGUUCAGAAGUCAGAGUAUCUUAAAAAAGGAAAUACAUGGACGAUUUUAACUAACGAGUUUACCACCACAGAAACCAACAAUAAUAAAUUUUAUUAUCAAGAAUUUCGAUUGACAGUCAACAAUAAUUUAACAGUAUUCAACGAAUCAGACCCUAGCGCACGCGAGAUGAUGAAAUUCGUUGGUGUCAAAUCGUUUAAAGCUAAGGCCACAUUCAAGCUCCACGCAUAUAAAUAUCUGAAGCCGAAAAAACCAAACAGCAAAAUGACAACUCAGUUUACACUCUAUCCAUCGCAAACGGUGUGCUUUGACAUAAUCUACAUUGCACCAGAUGAAGGGAUUAGGCUCCAAUUGGGAAAUUCACAUCACGAAUUGGAAAAAACUCAUGCCACAACUUGGUCAACUAAAAGAAUACUUCAGCCACUAGAAGCUGGAGAGCACACCAUAAUUAUAAGUGCAAAACGCGAGAGCUCUUUAAUAGGAGGCGUCUACUUUUGUACCGGCAAGACUACGUUCAUGACAUCAAGUGAUAAACUUUCACGAUCCUGCGAGAUUUUAGGAAGAGGAAACGAUGACCUUUUCAUUACAUCCGUAACAAAACGAAAUUUUUCUAUCGACGAGCUGCAUCCACUGACAUUGGAGGAAACGAAAGCACUCUGCAAUGCAGUUCAUGAACCCGACUGUAAACAGGUCGAAAUUUGCGAUUACAAAGGAUGUUUUUGUAUAUCUGGUUACAUGGAUGAAAGUCCACAGUGGGGUAGAUGCCGAAAAAAAUGUAUAUCGCCUUUCUAUGGACCUGACUGUGCUUACUACGACCGUUACUGUAAGAAUAGACAAUUCAACCAGAAAAUAAAUCGCCAUCAUGAUGGCUUAUGCGCAAAUGGCUGUGAAAAAGAAUAUAGGAGUCCAGAUUGCAAAGAGAGGAUUCUGUACUUUCACUCGCCGCCUAACAUUACCGCAUUGGGUCCUCAUUCUGCUGAAAUAAAUUUCGGACCCAACGAUUUCCAAAAAAGCGAACAUUUCAGUCACGUUUCCGUCGCAUGCUAUUUUCGUGGAGAGGAUAGAAUCUGGCAGAAUGGUUUUGAACGUAAUUUCAGUCAAACUGAGUCUCCCAUCGUCCUAUUGGAAAACCUGGAUCCUCAGAAGGAGUACUACUGCCUGUUAAGAAUAUUUGAAAAAGACGGCCAGCGUUCAGAAAAUCAAACAAUAAGUGAUUUCCGCACAAAAUGCGUCCCGUUGAAUGAAAAGAAUUUGCGUGUCACUUUUGAAAAGCCGGCAGGAAUUAAAUUGAUGGUGUUGGGGGACCGGAAACAUUUGUGUCGUUUGGAGAAAUUUGAAAUAAUGGAAAAGGAUCGCACCGGCAAGCGUAUUUUGUUUUCUAAUUCAGGAUUGGAAAGCGGAGGGUAUCCAGAAAACCUUGAGUUCGUUUUUGAGCCUGGAAACAGUUAUAUAGUAACUAUUCUUAGUCAAGAUGAACAGGAAUACAUUAUUGAGCACAAGGAAAUUGCUGAAGGAAAUUUGUGGAUGAUUAUAACUAGCAUAGUCGCGGUUCUCAUUCUCGCUCUCGUCGCUAUCAUGAUCCUUUGGAGAAAAGCAAAGCACAGAACUAACGAGGCAAACCAAAAAUUAGUUGAAGAACCCCAGAACGAACCUGCAAACGCGGUGGAGUUAGAUUUGGUGCCUGCUCCUGAAAGGCCAGCCAUGGGCGAACCGACAAAGGAUCCAUUUAGCAAGGUGAUAAACGUCUCGGAGCUGGGCGAAUACGUGGAAAAUGCCAAGAAAAGUGGUCUCUUCAAAAGGCAGCACGAGCUGUUUCCACGAGGCCAAACUCGCCCCUGGACGGUGGGCGUCGACCCGGCGAAUAAAAAGAAAAACCGCUACGCCAACUUGGCGGCCUACGACGCUACCAGGGUUGAAUUGAAACCUUUGGCAGGCGUUGAGGAGCAAUCUGACUACAUAAACGCGAACUACAUAGACGGAUACAAGAGACCGCGAGCCUAUAUCGCAACCCAGGGGCCAAAACCACAGACAGUUGUUGAUUUCUGGCGUAUGAUUUGGCAGGAAAAGGUUGAGGCUGUCGUCAUGGUUGCCAGCCUUGUUGAGAACGGAAAGACCAAAUGCGAAAAAUACUGGCCGGAUCUACAAAAGCAUGUCCAGCACGGACCUUUGAUUGUUCAUAACACGCACGAGGAGAUAUUUGCUGACUACGUGGUCCGCACCCUAUCAGUUUCUUUGGAUAAUACUAGCCUAAAGGUUGUUCAAUAUCACUACUCGUCUUGGCCAGACCACAGCGUUCCCUUGUAUCCGCAAUCGAUUACGUCAUUUGCCAAGACACUGCUUGCUAUAAAAUCGGAUGCACCAGUGAUAGUCCACUGCAGCGCUGGAGUUGGCCGGACGGGCACUGUCAUUUUAAUAGACGCGUGUUUGCGAAUGGCGAAUGCUGAGGGAAAUAUUGACGUUCUGGGACUGUUGGCAAAAAUUCGAAGCCAAAGAGCUAACUUGGUCGACAAUGAACAACAAUUCGAGUUUGUUCACUUGGUGCUCUACGAAACACUUGUGGUGCCACAAUUCUCAAUUCCUUGCUCAGUUUUCCACAGCGAAUACGCAUCGCUGACCGAGCGAAACAACUUACGAAUAACAAAGCAAUUCGAGACACUGAACGAGAUCUGCGAAAAAGGGUGGAACAGUGGAUCUGGUACUAGUGAAUCCGUGGUUGAAGCGGACAAGUGCAGAUAUCCAGACAUCGUUGCUGCCGCGAGCCAUCUUGUGAAGAUUUAUCCCUACGGCUCAAUCAGCCGAGUGACAUUCUUCAACGGAGUGUAUGUUGAUGGAUUAAAGAAAAAACGACAGUUUAUCGCAACGCAAGCGCCUUUGCCAAACACUGUCGAACAAUUCUGGCGCUUAGUGCAACAACAUACAAUACAGUACAUUCAAGUCUUAAACAGACCUGGUCCGAUGGAGGGCUACUAUCUGCCACAAAUCGGAGAACAUCUUGCUUUUGGCGAUUUUAAAGUAACUGCGAUGAAGGAGGUUGAAACAAAACAUUGCUACGUCAAGACAGUCAACAUCGCACCAGGAAACAAUCAACCAUUCGUGGCGUACAUUGCGUCCUACAACUGGCCUGUAGGCCAAGCUGCUGGACCUGGUGCAAAAGACCUAGUCGACAUAUGGGAAUGCGCGGAAAAGUCUAACGACAACAAAAUCCGCCUUGUUGUGUGCCAUGACGGAGUGACAGCGUCAGGUCUCUUACUUGGAGUCGGAUUCGUUUUAGAAAAAAUUAAGCUGGAGCAGCAAGUAGACGCGGCUCUUGCGAUGCGCACACUCAGGCAGUCGAGGCCUAAAUUUAUUGCGCAUCAGGAACAAUUUGAGACUUUGUAUCAAGCCGCUGCGAUAUAUCUCCAAGAAUUUGAAACUUACGGAAAUUAUCAGUAGCAAUUUUGCCAAAUUUUGAGUUAUUAAUUAAAAGUUUCCAUUUUGAAUUUUAUUAUUAACUUUUAAUAAGUUGCAUACGAUUUAUAAUUUCUAUUAAAAUUAUAUAUAAAUUCUAUGAUUCUAACAAAACAUUCUACGCAAGUCGCUGGAAAAUUGGAUGCCGCACUACUUGAUCCAUAAAAAUUGACGCGGGGAGUAAAGUAUCAGAUUUUUGUCCGCAACCACGAUCUAACAGUAAAUUAUGAAAUGUAAGAGAUGAAUAAAACUGAGUUAUUUACCAAUCUGAAUAA
Molecule: messenger RNA, 4367 nt
Organism: Cloeon dipterum
Lineage: Eukaryota; Metazoa; Arthropoda; Insecta; Ephemeroptera; Baetidae
Product: receptor-type tyrosine-protein phosphatase S-like
Exons: 27
Coding region: 22-4077 (1351 amino acids)
Biological process (GO): protein dephosphorylation
Molecular function (GO): protein tyrosine phosphatase activity
Source: RefSeq, a predicted model, not a curated record